This is a messenger RNA of Zophobas morio, 538 nucleotides long. Its product is annotated as caldesmon-like. NCBI's taxonomy places the organism in Eukaryota, Metazoa, Arthropoda, Insecta, Coleoptera, Tenebrionidae. The coding region runs from base 86 to 538 and encodes 150 amino acids. The transcript has 6 exons. The record is from RefSeq and is a predicted model, not a curated record.
UGUUUUUUACCUUGAGCGAAGUAAUCUUGAUUGAUAUUAUCGUUCUUACAACUUUUUUUUCUUUGCUGGAAUUAUCUUUGUAGAAAUGGGAAACAAAAAAGUUUAUGUUAAUGCGAAAGCGUUAGCAGCUAAAGAACGACUGGAGCAAAAAAAAAUAGCAGAAAAAGAGCGAUUAAGAUUAAUAAAGGACGAGCGGGAGUGGCACGACGAAGGAUCUAAAAUCCAACAGAAAAGAGCAGCGAGAAAAGCCCUCCAAGAACAAAAGAAAGAGGCAACUCUCUCACGAAAAAAGGCCGCUAAAGAAGCUUUAGAAGAAGAAAAUAAACAACUAAAAGGCAAAAAGGAAAAUGCACCUAAAAAAAUUACGCAACAUGAAAUAUUAUUAAUGAAGGAAGAAAAAUUAAAUUCAGCCAACUUAGAAAAAAAUUUAAGACCGAAUUUUGAACUUCCAGAUUUUAUAAAUCCAAAUAAAGAAAAAGCGGCUCUCCUUGCUGAAGGCCACGUGGAGGCUCAAGGGAUAGACGAAGCGUUGAGUUAA